Molecule: messenger RNA, 3553 nt
Organism: Heterocephalus glaber (naked mole-rat)
Lineage: Eukaryota; Metazoa; Chordata; Mammalia; Rodentia; Bathyergidae
Gene: Paqr7
Product: progestin and adipoQ receptor family member 7
Biological process (GO): response to steroid hormone
Cellular component (GO): plasma membrane
Molecular function (GO): nuclear steroid receptor activity; steroid binding
Source: RefSeq, a predicted model, not a curated record
CACUGAGCUAAAUCCUUGGCCCCCAAGCCUUAUUAUUUUUAUCUAAUACGUUAGACUUUGCCCUGCAUGGCUUCUUCUUCUUCUUUUUUUUUUUUUUGUACCGGGUAUCAAACUCAGGACCUGUGCUUGCCAGGCAGGCGGUGGCACCACUGAGCUAAAUCCCCGGCCCAUGGCUUCUUGAUAUAAUCAUCUUUAAGAGAAAAUGCUGAACAAUCAGAGCCCAGAAAAGCAACAAUGACUAUUUUGCAUGCCAGGAAGGAGAUAAAGGAAGUGGAAGUAUAACCAAAUAAUGCUGGUAAUAGGUGUUAUUUAGUUAGGGUGUGAACUUGCUGGGUUUAGUUUUCUCAGGGCAGUGUUUUUUCUUUUGUUUGUUUUUGGUUUUUGUUUUUUGUUUUUCAUUUUUCUUUUUUCUAGGGCAGUGUUUUAAACUGCUCUGUUCACUGUAGAAGCUCUAGUUCCUAGAACAUAGUAGGCCUAAGAUAAAUAUUGUUGGAGCCCUUAGCAAUCAUUGGUGAAUUCACCCUCUCCUUUGACAUUUGGAGAAAGAGGGGUAAGAGGGGGAAGGGACUUGUCCUUGUCCAAGCAGGGACUGAGUGGCUGAGCCAGGAGGAGCCCAACAAAAAGAGUGGACCCAGCUCUGUGCCAGCCAGCACUAAGCAUCCGUUGUUUGGUUUUGCUUUCACAAGAGCCCAAGAGGUAGCUGUUUUUAUCCUCUGACUAUUAACUGAGGAGUCAAGCAGCAGGGGAGGAAGGAGCUGCUCCAACUGACUGAGAAGCUCCCACCAGAGGCCUGGAGGUCUUCAUCCUGACGUUUGGCCAGCCUGGAAGCCUUCUAGACAUCCUCCAAGACAUGCCCAUGUCACCAAUCAUUUGAGGGCUCUUUUGCUUGAUUCAGAUGGAAAUCAUAAGUUGGCAAAGUGCAUUUUUGCUGGUGGCUCUGAUGACACCAGCUGACACCAGUUAAUGGCAGAUGCCGCCAGUCAACAUUGCCCAUACCUGGUCUCUGCUGAAGAUCACUGAGUGCUGGUCUCUCAAGCUCUCCAGGGCUAACAACCCCUAGAAUUUAUUACUUUUUCUUUUAAAGUAACUGCUAUGGUCAUGAUAAGAAUCCAAAGUAGAUUUACAGGACUUUCCAAGCCUACACUGCCUAAGAAAAAAAAAUCAUGAGCAGAUUUAUAGGACCACCAGAGCAAGGCUGUAUUUGAACCUAUGCUACACACAGGCAGUCAGUUGACCAGAGGGAGCCCUCCUAGACUAACUCCAGGAGUAUGAGAGGAGUGCUGCUUAUGUAGCCCCAAAAGGCUGGUAAUUGGUGUAAAUUUGAGCCGACUGAUUGAUUCAAACUGGUUUGAACUGGGGCCAGACUAAUUGGAGCCUAUUGAAUGGUCCAAAUUCAGUUCUAAUGCUUGGUUUAAAUUUGAACCUGCUCAGUCAGGGUACACAUCUUCUGGAGUGGUGUGGGGUGUCCAGGACAGCUGCAGCUGUCAUAAUGGCGGAGAACAUCUGGAGACUUGAGCUGUUUGAUUGACAGCUGUCCCAUCUCCAUGAAAAAUGCUCCCUGCCCAGUCCUCUAGCCAUGGCCAUGGCAGUAGCCCAGAGGUUCAGCCACCUACUGUCCAGCCUGUGGCACGUUGGACAGGAGUCUCUGCAACCAGAGCCCGUUUUCAUGGUGGACCGAGCCCAGGUGCCACCCCUUUUCUGGAAGCCAUACAUCUAUGUGGGCUACCGGCCGCUGCAUCAGACCUGGAGCUUCUACUUCCGAACCCUCUUCCAGCAGCACAACGAAGCAGUGAACGUCUGGACCCACCUGCUGGCUGCCCUGGUGCUGCUGCUGCGGCUGGCCAUCUUUGUGGGGACCGUGGACUUCUGGGGAGACCCGCACGCCCUGCCCCUCUUCAUCAUCGUCUUUGCUUCUUUUACUUACCUCUCCUUCAGUUCCCUGGCGCACCUCCUGCAGGCCAAGUCCGAGUUCUGGCAUUACAGCUUCUUCUUCUUGGACUAUGUGGGUGUGGCCGUGUACCAGUUUGGCAGUGCCCUGGUACACUUCUACUAUGCCAUCGAGCCUGCCUGGCAUGCCCAGGUGCAGGCCAUUUUCCUGCCUACAGCUGCUUUUCUUGCCUGGCUUUCCUGUACCGGCUCCUGCUACAACAAGUACACCCAGCAGCCGGGUUUGCUGGGCCGCAUUUGCCAGGAGGUGCCCUCGGCGCUGGCUUAUGCACUGGACAUCAGCCCUGUGGUGCACCGCAUCCUGGUGUCCCCUCACCCCGCCUCGGAUGACCCUGCUCUUCUCUACCACAAGUGCCAGGUGGUCUUCUUUUUGCUGGCUGCUGCCUUCUUCUCUACUGUCAUGCCUGAGCGCUGGUUCCCAGGCAGCUGCCACAUGUUUGGGCAGGGCCAUCAGGUUUUCCACAUCUUCCUAGUGCUCUGCACUCUGGCUCAGCUGGAAGCUGUGACACUGGAUUACGAGGCCCGGCGGUCCAUCUAUGAGCCUCUGCACACCCACUGGCCCCACAAUUUUUCUGGCCUCUUUUUGCUUACCGUGGGCAGCAGUGUCCUCACUGCAUUCAUUCUCAGCCAGCUGGUGCGGUGCAAGCUCAGUCAGAAGACCAAGUGAAGAGGGUGGCAGCUGGUACAGAGUGUGGUGUAGUGGGGGACGGGUCUGGGUUUGGCUCCAGAUGGGAACAAUGCCUGGUGAAAUUGUUUGUGUCUGACCCCCACUGACUCCCUGCACACACCUCAACUACAAGGGUGGCACUGGCCAGUCCUUGGACUUGGGAUCUGCCCAGCUCCUUCCCCUAGAAGAAAGGAGAGAAGGGUGUGUGCCACUCUGGCUUGUCCUGUCACUCAUGAAAGCUCAGGGUGGGGGCCAGCUGGGGUCAGGACCCAGGUUUGGGGCUUUCAGGUUGCCUGGGUAGAAGGUGAAACAGUCUGGAGUCUGAUUUGAGCUGAGAGGAAGGGGAGGCCUCAGCGGGCCACCUGUACCCGCACUGCACUGGUGGAAGGGAGAGGGCAGGCCCAAAUACCUAUAGGACCUUACCGUUCCUUGAACCCCUGCCACCUGGAUUGCUGAGCUCUAGAGAGCCUGAAAAUGUAGGUUGUGCCAGACAAUCCCAUUCAGUGCCCUGUACCCCUGCCGUCACCACUCCAGUGGGCCCUAGCUCAGUAGCUCUGGCCUGUGUCCCACAUAGCCCUUCUCAGAUUCUUUCCCAGUUUCCUUGUUCAUGAUUCAACUAUCUGUUCAGUGUUUCUUAGACCUCUGCUCAGAGGCAGCCAUUGGCUGGGCCCUGUGGAUCAACGCAGGAUGACAAAGCCUUUAAUACCAGAAUGAAACUGUCAAAGGAAGCACUGAGAUGGGAAUAAUCUGUGCUGCCUAGGGUACUCAGGGUUUUGGGUUGGGAAGAAUGAAUCAGAGUUUGCAGACAGAUGGGUGUGUCAGACAGGGUUGUGGGGGAAACCCGUACUAAGGCCCAGAGGUAUGGGAGUUCAGUGGUGCCUGAGCUAGGGGUGGACUGGUCUGAUAUGUACUGGAUACAAUAAAGUGACUGUGAAAACA